AUGUCUGUUAUCUCAAAGAUUGUUGUUGAUACUAUCUGCAUUUCCAAGUCCAACAACUCUUACACUAUGUUGUCGGCAGGAGAUGACCUGCCUAUAUCAAGACUGAUGACUGAGAUAUCCAUGUAUAUCUUUUUUUGGGUCUUCAUCGCCAAUGAGCAGGCUGAAUGCCACGACACCCCUUGGAUUCUCUCCCAAGUUUGUCAAAGAUGGAGAGGCAUAGCACUAUCAUAUCCUAAAUUGUGGUCUUGGAUUGACAUCGAAGAGCCAUGGACUUUCAACUUUUCAGGUUGCGUUCAUCAGCUGGAAGUAUCCCUUCUUCGAUCCCAAUCCUACCCUCUCAGGAUCAAGUACUACGAAAGUGGUGACCUGAAUGCACAUCUAUGGGAUGUGCUCUUGGAUCAUUGUGAUCACUGGCACAUUGUCGGAGUCUACUGUUCCACAACAGACUUCACUUGUCGUCUGCCCAAGCCACAGAGACACCCUCUCCCUUUGCUGGAGCAAUUUCACCUUUCUCGAUCUUUCCUUGAUCCAUUUGGCACCGAUUUUGAACUCGAUGAGGAUGUCCUGGACGUACUUACUACUGCUCCCCGUCUGCACGAUAUCCACGUGACUGGCUUUCGAUCCCCAUCCUCCUUGAAUCUCCCUUGGUUUCAACUGACUAAACUUGAUCUCAAGUGUGGAUCCGCUGAAAAUGACAUCAGUAUUUUGCGCAAGGCCCCCAACUUGCAACAGCUAUUUCUCACCCAUCAUAUGUAUAAUCUCAGCCUACCUGCCCCCAUCGUUCAUACAUCAUUACACGAACUGCAUGCACCUCAUGCCUACGCGCUGUCACAUUUCACCUUUCCUGCACUCAAGAGAUUAUGGAUCCCGAUUACUGUAGGCAGCACUGCAUCGCCUACCCCAAUUAUCCACAAGUUCAUUGUACGCUCGCAGUGCACUUUACAGAAUUUGGAUUUGGGUGGCAUUGAUAUGGACCAGUCUCUCAUCAAUUUGCUAAAGGAUACGCCUACGGUCGAGGUCUUGAACCUCUAUUUUGGGCAUCUCACGCUAAAUGCAUUUGAAACCUUCAGCAAAUCACUCACUUAUCCAGAUGCGGAUAAGCCCAUCUCCGACGUGCUGCUCCCUCAUCUGGAGAAUCUGUAUAUGGACAUACACUUUGACCUACCUAUGACCCAUGCAUUCACAGCGAUGGUGCGGUCAAGAUGGUAUGUCGACCAGAAGCGUGCCACACGACUACGUGGACUGUUUUGUGCAGCCUUCACUGAGGCGUCUUCUGAUGAUGUCGAAUUGUUGACACAAAUAAUUGAGGAAGGAUUGGAGUCCUGUAUUGUCGUGAGCGGGAGAGCUGUAAUCUGGAACCAUGAUCUCUGA
Molecule: messenger RNA, 1371 nt
Organism: Desarmillaria tabescens
Lineage: Eukaryota; Fungi; Basidiomycota; Agaricomycetes; Agaricales; Physalacriaceae
Exons: 2
Coding region: 1-1371 (456 amino acids)
Source: RefSeq, a predicted model, not a curated record